Messenger RNA from Carassius carassius (crucian carp), 3131 nucleotides. RefSeq names its product potassium voltage-gated channel subfamily KQT member 4-like. Gene Ontology annotation, biological process: potassium ion transport; transmembrane transport. Lineage: Eukaryota; Metazoa; Chordata; Actinopteri; Cypriniformes; Cyprinidae. Gene Ontology annotation, cellular component: membrane. Bases 98 to 2158 code for a protein of 686 amino acids. The record is from RefSeq and is a predicted model, not a curated record. The transcript has 14 exons. Gene Ontology annotation, molecular function: voltage-gated potassium channel activity.
UAGGACAUUUAAACAAAUACAAAUAAUUAUUAUCGGUCAUUAGGAAAAAAAUAAAUAAUAUCGGACAAUCUCUGUUGUAUAUGGUGCACUAGUUUGCAUGUUAAACACAAAAAUGUUGGGUAGCCCUUCAAAUAACGGAGGCAUUAGGAUGCUGGCCCCCCCUGCACCCAAUGAUGACAGGCGGGUUGAGUUUGUGGCUCUCGCAGCUGUUCACACUGAAAGAAGCGAGCCGUCGAGCCCGGAGCGCGGACACCCAUCUCACCGCACCGGCUUACUGGGCACACCGCUGCCAGUGCCACCGGGCCCAAGGGCGACCCCUUCUGCCUCCAGCAAAAGCUACAGAAAGUUACAGAACUACCUGUACAAUGUGCUCGAGAGACCCAGAGGAUGGGCAUUUAUCUAUCAUGCCUUCAUUUUUCUCCUAGUGUUCAGCUGUCUGGUGCUUUCUGUUUUCUCCACCAUUCCAGACCAUCAUAAAUUUGCCAACGAGGCACUCUUCAUCCUGGAGUUUGUGAUGAUCGUGGUUUUUGGGCUGGAGUACUUUGUGAGGAUCUGGGCAGCCGGAUGCUGCUGCCGGUACAGGGGAUGGCAGGGUCGACUACGGUUCGCCCGAAAGCCCUUCUGUGUCAUAGACUUCAUUGUCUUGGUGGCAUCACUGGCAGUGAUAGCAGCGGGCACACAGGGAAAUAUCUUCGCCACAUCUGCUCUGCGCAGCAUGCGGUUUCUGCAGAUCUUGCGCAUGGUGCGCAUGGACCGCCGGGGAGGAACCUGGAAGCUACUGGGCUCUGUGGUCUACGCUCACAGCAAGGAGCUGAUCACAGCCUGGUACAUUGGCUUCCUGGUGCUGAUCUUUGCCUCGUUCUUGGUCUAUUUGGCUGAGAAGGAGGAUAACCAAGAAUUUUCCACUUAUGCUGACUCCCUCUGGUGGGGAACAAUCACCCUCACUACGAUCGGAUACGGAGACAAGACACCACGCACCUGGCAAGGUCGGCUUUUAGCGGCUUGUUUUGCCCUGCUAGGAGUAUCUUUCUUUGCCCUGCCAGCUGGCAUCCUGGGCUCAGGUUUUGCUCUCAAAGUGCAGGAGCAGCACCGGCAGAAACACUUUGAGAAGAGAAGGACACCCGCUGCCAACCUCAUACAGGCUGCAUGGCGUCUCUACUCUACAGAUGCUCAGCACUCAUAUCUCACAGCCACCUGGUAUUUCUAUGACAGUAUGCUGCCGUCCUUCAGAGAACUGACAUUACUGUUCAGUCACCUCCAACGGCAGCGUAGCACCAAGAAGGUUCUUCACAACUCCUACCACACCCUGCUGUCGGGGCUCCGGCCGUAUAGCUCCCCCUACCUGUCUGGGGACAGUGGGAAGAUUGGCUUCCGUGACCGAAUUAGGAUGAACAAUUCACGCUCCUCUCAGGCUAUCCGGAGCAAGGCUUCUCCUUUGCCCCCAGGUAAUGUGCGGCGCUCUCCCAGCACGGAGAACAUUCCAGAAGCCACCAGCCCCGGCAAGGUCCAGAAAAGCUGGAGCUUCAAUGAUCGGACUCGAUUCCGUACUUCUCUCCGCCUAAAACCACGUCCAGCUGCAGAUGUUGAGGGAGUCGGAGAAGAGCACACAGAGGACAAAUCUUACUGUGAUGUCGCCAUGGAUGAUGUGAUACCAGCAGUGAAAACCCUAAUUCGAGCUGUUAGGAUCCUUAAAUUCCUUGUGGCCAAGAGGAAAUUUAAAGAAACCCUGCGACCAUAUGAUGUAAAAGAUGUGAUUGAGCAGUAUUCAGCAGGACACCUCGAUAUGCUGGGCAGAAUCAAAAGCCUGCAGACAAGGGUGGAUCAGAUCAUAGGCCGUGGUGCUAUUCCAUCAGAUAAAAAAGUGAGGCCUGAAAAAGGGGAGAAAACUCCUCCUGAACUGGAACAGAUGGAUGAAUUAAGCAUGAUGGGACGUGUGGUGAAAGUGGAAAAGCAGGUGCAAUCAAUCGAAAACAAGCUGGACCUGCUCUUGAACUUCUACUCCCAGUGCCUGAAAAAGGGCUCAUCCCACUUCACUCUGUCAUCCCUGCUGGAACCUGACUUGACCUCUGACUACCACAGUCCCACUGAUCAAUGCGACCUGUUCCCCUCUGCAAACACCCUUAACAUCUCCCACUCAGACAGUGGUAACAUGGAAUGACCCCCAGAAACACAGGGCAGCAGUCCUACUCUGACUGUAGCAUCAGGGCAACUCAUCCAAAGGCUAAAUACCUCCCUAAACUAACCUAGCACAGUUCCUCUAAACAACUGCUGUUUCCUUGCAUGGGUUCAUCCUUUGCAUAGAGGAUGGUGGCUUCUUGUCAAACUUCCAGACUUUUCCUUGCAGACUAUGCCCUGAUGUUUCACAAUAUCUGUUUUUUUUUACAUGCCUGUAGUAACAGUCUUUCUUCUUUUUAUUUUAUUUCAACUGAUUCAGGAAAGUUUUAGAGAAAUAUUCUCACAUGGAUGAAUAUAUUAUGAAGGUUUUGUUGAACAUUUGGACUUAUUCCAGUAGAUGUCAGAGUCUUAUCUGAAGUGGUCUUCCGAAAUAUGAGGGGACGAAUCUCUUGAAUGCUUGAUGGUAAUUCUUUCUGGAAGUCUCUGUGCCAAUAUCGUUUCUUGCUUUUAUUGAAUUUUUGAUAAUCAAUAGGCCCCAAGAGCAAUUCUAUUUUUCUGUCAUUUUUUUCUAAUAAGUCAGGGCAUUGUGAACUGAAUUUGAUUUUUGGACUCUCCUUCUCGGCCUUGGCCUUACACUUUGGCCUGAUGCAAUAGACUCCUUGUGCCACAAGACGUCGUUGAGCUUCUAAUGAAUGUACUGCAUCAAGUACUUUUUCUUUAUUUAUCACUAACAUGUCCUUCAAUGAAAACGGCAUCACAGAUUGCUGUAAAGAACAGCAUGAUGGACUGACAGAACAUGUUUCACCAAAGCAUCAUCUCCUGUCAUUUUGAUCUUGCAUGGUUCUUCUUGAGACUUCAGGAAGGAAGGAACUUUCAAAUGUUAAACCCUCAGGUUUCUUUCCCACAUCGCAGAGUCUAUUAGGCUUAUUGGGUCCUUCUCUUCUGCGAUAGCACCCUGCCACUGUAUCAUUGCUCAGAAGCCCACCGUGCAAAAAAAAAAAAAAUUCAAAUAAAAA